UUAAAUACAGUUAAAUUUGUAUGUUUAUAUGUAACUCAAGCAGCCGCCCACAAAACAACAACAACAACAGGAGAAGUACAUAUGUGUUUGUGUCUGUGUGAGCAAAAGAAAUCAUGCGAGUUAGCCUACAAAAAAAGAAACAACAACAACAACAAGAAAACAAAACAGAGCUAAAUAAUAAUUAAUACAAAAAACCUGCACAAGUUUUGCAGUUUCAAAAAGAAAAAAAACAACAACAACAUAACAUAAAUACGUAAAUAUUCAUAUAUUGUACCCUAUAAUAUAAAAGACAACCAACAACAAGUGAAUAAAAAAGGCCGAAAGGAAAACAAAACAAAUCAAAUACAUACGUAAAAAAUUAAGAAAUAAGUGCAAAAUAAAUUCAACAAAAGAAUCAAAACACAACAAGUUCAAAACGCAGCCGAUAACAGCAACUUUAAGCAAAACAGGAGCAACAACAAAAGCUUUUCUUUGAAACGUCCAAUUGGAUUUACACAGCUUUUAAGUUUUGGAGCUAGCGGACGAAAGCUUUAAAGCUGCAACUCCAAAACGAACUGUUCGCCAUCAUGGACGGCUUCCCACAGGACUGGCCCAAUCUGCCCAGAUCAGACAAUGCACUACAAAUGGAUCAAUUGGUAAACGAGCUGCAUCCAGAUGCCGCCUUCGAGCCACAGACACGCGCCCGCUCUAACACCUGGCCAUGUCCACGUCCCGAGAAUUUUGUGGAGCCUGUCGACGAGCUCGAUAGCACAAAGGCCAGCAAUCAGCAACUGGCACCGGGUGAUUCACAGCAGGCCAUACAGAAUGCGAAUGCGGCCAAAAAGAACUCAUCCCGUCGCAAUGCAUGGGGUAAUCUAUCCUAUGCUGAUCUCAUAACGCAUGCCAUCGGCUCUGCCACCGACAAGCGUUUGACGCUGAGCCAAAUCUACGAGUGGAUGGUUCAGAAUGUGCCAUACUUUAAGGAUAAAGGCGAUUCGAAUAGCAGUGCAGGCUGGAAGAACUCCAUACGGCACAAUCUAUCGCUGCACAAUCGCUUCAUGCGCGUCCAAAACGAAGGCACCGGCAAAUCCUCGUGGUGGAUGUUGAACCCGGAGGCCAAGCCUGGCAAAUCGGUGCGUCGUCGUGCCGCCUCCAUGGAAACAUCACGCUUCGAGAAGCGACGUGGACGGGCCAAAAAGCGUGUCGAGGCUUUGCGUGCCCAAGGCGGUGUUGUUGGUCUCAAUGAUGCGACUCCAUCGCCCAGCAGCAGUGUCAGCGAGGGAUUGGAUCACUUUCCGGAGAGUCCGCUUCACAGCGGCGGGUUUCAACUGUCGCCAGAUUUUCGUCAACGCGCCUCAUCAAAUGCCAGUUCCUGCGGACGCUUGAGUCCGAUUCGUGCUUUGGAUCUCGAGCCCGAUUGGGGCUUUCCGGUUGACUAUCAGAAUACGACGAUGGCGCAGGCGCAGGCACUCGAACAGCUGGCCGGCUCCAUGGCGGAUGAUCUGAAGCUACACAAUCAGCAAGGGUUCAGUGCAGCAUCCGGUCUGCCAACGCAGCCACCACCACCAUACCAGCCGCCACAGCAGCAGCAGCAACAGCAACAACAACAGCAGCAACAACAGCAGCUACCACAAGGCUAUACGCUCAAUGGUCCCGGUGUCUCGGCUUCUGGUUUCCCCACGCUGCAGCCGCAUCCCAGCCAGCCGCAGUGUCUGCUGCAUCGCUCCCUCAACUGUGGCUGUCUGCACAGUGCGCGAGAUGGUCUCUCGCCCAACUCAGUUACCACCACAAUGUCGCCUGCGUAUCCGAAUAGCGAGCCCUCGUCUGACUCCCUCAACACCUACAGCAAUGUCCUGCUCGAUGGCUCCUCUGACAAUACUGCGCUACUUGUGCAGCAACAACAGCAACAGCAGCAGCAACAGUUGGGCUCGGGGCUGGAGGAUAAUAACUGCGCCUCUACUUUGAUAGGGCAAUGCCUGGAGGCUCUGAACAAUGAGUCGCAGCAGAUUGACGAAUUUAACUUGGAGAACUUUCACGGCGGUCUCGAGUGCAACGUCGAGGAACUGCUGCAGCAGGAGAUGCGCUACGAUGGACUGCUGGACAUAAAUAUACCGCUGGCCGCCGUCAGCACGAAUGCUACCAAUGUGAUCUUAACCAACAAUAGUACAAACAGCAGCAGCAACAACGCCGCCACCACCAACACAUCCAACAGCAGCGCAUUGCAGGCACAAUUGCUGUUACAACAACAACAGCAGCAACAGCAACAACAGCAGCAGCAACACCAGCAGCAGCAGCAACAGUUGCUGCUGAGCAACAACAAUAACAGCUUGGAUUUGGCAACUCAAACGGCGACAGCCAAUCUGAAUGCACGUGUGCAGUACUCUCAACCCAGCGUGGUUACCUCAAGUGUACCGCCUUCAUGGGUGCAUUAAAGAGUGACGUUUAAGCAUAAGGAUGGAUGAAGAAGUAGCGAGCGAGCUGCUGAUGCUGCUGCUGCUGCAGCUGCUGGCCGCCACAACAGUUUACAAAGAUUUAUCUGGUCGCUUCUAAUUUAAAAUACACACAAAACACAAAACACACAACACAUGCGUACAUAUACACACAUACAUAAACAUAUACAUAAACACAUACGUAUAGCAUACAUAUAGAUAUGCGUAAACUUAAUUGCAUAUACAAAGUAAUAACCAAUGUUUAGCGCUUAAAAUUAGUUGAAUUCUCUCUGUGCAUUGAUAACGUAACGACAACUACAACAACAAAACACUAAUUGUAAUUUCUUUGAAAGGAAUUCAAAUCAACCAACAACAAAAACUGUAACAACAACAACAACAACAACAAAAUAUUGCUAGUUUGUAAGUCAUACUUUGUACAUAUUAUUUUUAAUACCCUUAGCAUAAAGUGAACCACAAAUAAGAAAGCGUAAAACGUAUACAAAUAAAUGUUCCAACCCCUCUAAACAAAAAAGAAAAGAAAAACAUUCAAGAAUAAAAAAGCGAUGACAAAGAAAGCAGAAAGGCAAGCAAACAGAAUAUCGAAAACGAGUUGAAUGAAAAGAUGAUGCAAAAUAAUAAAGAAAUGCAAACUUAAAAACACAUUAGCACAAUUAUGUAAUAAUUUAUGCUUAAAUCUAUUUAAUUGGAAAUAUUCCUAAAACAAAAACAAACAAAAAAAACUUGUAAUCGUAACUUGUACAUUUCUCUAAAAGUCCACCAAGUCCCCAUUCAUCAUACAAUUAGAACUCGCAAUGGAAUACGUAAUAUAGUCUGGUAUCAUUCUUUGUAUAUACAUAUAUAGGAUUCUAGAGAUCUGCAUAUAAUAUCGGGCUUACGAAGUUUUCUUUUUGUGAAAAGUCGGUAAUCCAAUUGAUUGAUAACAAAAACUUCUAACGAAAGGAAAACAAUUAACUGAAUGCUAAGAAAACUGCGCUAUUUACGUUUGUUAUAGUUGAUAAUCCUAAAAGUUAAUCAAAAAAACAAAAAACAAAAAAAACAACAAAAACAAAACAAAAUAUAACACACAAAUAAAACAAAUUUGAAUGUAAUUCAUAAAACAGUAGACAUAAGUAAAUGUAAAUGUUGCUAGGCAAAUAAACGUAAACGUAAACG
This is a messenger RNA of Drosophila albomicans, 3581 nucleotides long. It is a transcript of the gene foxo, whose product is annotated as forkhead box protein O. The record is from RefSeq and is a predicted model, not a curated record. Gene Ontology annotation, biological process: regulation of transcription by RNA polymerase II. Bases 567 to 2411 code for a protein of 614 amino acids. Gene Ontology annotation, cellular component: nucleus. The transcript is spliced from 10 exons. Gene Ontology annotation, molecular function: RNA polymerase II cis-regulatory region sequence-specific DNA binding; DNA-binding transcription factor activity, RNA polymerase II-specific. NCBI's taxonomy places the organism in Eukaryota, Metazoa, Arthropoda, Insecta, Diptera, Drosophilidae.